AUGUGUCAGCCGCGUGCCAUCCGGGCGAAGGCGGUAAAUAGUAGUAACCAUACGACUACUUGGGUGCGUAAAUCUGAACAAGUGGCACCCCGACAGCCACGCCAAGUAUGGCUCAACGCACACGUGCCCCAUGCCGACUGGAAGCAAGCGCUCGGUGACGGUAGCCCCUGUCUUACCGCCAAAGGACACUUGGGCUUCUGUACCUCGUUCCGCAAAUGUUACCCAUACUUCAAGGUGCCCGAUCUAAGCGUCUGGGAAUCAUGGGUACUCGGUAACUAUGACACCUGCAGCUACUUCAACGAGCAAGGCCGCCAGGCGUUCGGUGUUUGCUGUACCAACCCGAUCACACCGCUCCCGAUCGAUUCUAACCCGGUGAUAGAAGCCGUCCCGGGUAUUAUGUUGCCCCCGCUAAGCUCUGGCACUGGUCAGAGUGAACCGAACAAACCACCCAACAAGAACAACAACUACCCAAGUUGGCCACCACCAAUCCCAACUCAUCCACCGGACCAUACACCCGCCACUCAUCCACCCUCGUUCGGUGGACUACCGCCACCGACGACAGAGGCCUCCGUUGGUCCAGUGUCGGAACCAACGCAACGACCUACGACAACGUGGCCAACUCGACCACGACCACCGCAGGCCCCCAACCAACCGACACCAGCUCCAGUACAACCGAUCGGUGUUUGGCCACCACCCGUUCCUACCCAUCCACCGCUGGAGAUCUCCACCCUACCACCCUCAUCGUCCGGAGUCGUCGGAGGUGAUUCGUCCAACGUGGGUUGUGGUGUGAAAAAUGGCAAUCCGGACACGGAACGAAUCGUUGGUGGCCAUAAUGCUGAUCCGAAUGAGUGGCCCUGGAUAGCAGCACUCUUCAACAACGGGCGACAGUUUUGUGGCGGAUCACUGAUCGAUAGCAUUCACAUCCUAACGGCGGCCCAUUGCGUUGCCCACAUGAGCUCCUACGACGUGGCACGUCUGUCUGUGAAGCUCGGUGAUCAUAAUAUCCGAUCGAACACGGAGGUACAGCACGUGGAACGACGCGUUAAGCGACUCGUCCGCCAUCGCGGAUUCGAUUCGCGCACUUUGUACAAUGAUGUAGCCGUCCUGACGAUGGACCAACCGGUGCCGUUCACGAAACAAGUACGACCGAUCUGUCUGCCGGGAGCAGACAACACGAGGGCUUACAAUGGCCAAACGGCGACCGUUAUCGGUUGGGGAAGCUUGAGAGAAAAUGGGCCACAACCAGCGAUCCUUCAGGAAGUGAAUUUACCGAUAUGGACGAACAACGAGUGUCGUAUUAAGUACGGUCCUGCCGCACCCGGCGGCAUCAUCGACACGAUGCUUUGCGCCGGCCAGGCAGCCAAGGAUUCGUGCAGUGGUGAUUCGGGUGGUCCACUGAUGGUGAACGAUGGCAGAUGGACGCAGGUCGGUGUCGUUUCCUGGGGUAUCGGUUGCGGAAAGGGACAGUAUCCGGGUGUGUACACGCGCGUCACUGCUUUCCUGCCGUGGAUAAAGAAAAACAUCAUGGACGCCUGA
Messenger RNA from Anopheles maculipalpis, 1536 nucleotides. RefSeq names its product proclotting enzyme. NCBI's taxonomy places the organism in Eukaryota, Metazoa, Arthropoda, Insecta, Diptera, Culicidae. The coding region runs from base 1 to 1536 and encodes 511 amino acids. The transcript is spliced from 7 exons. Gene Ontology annotation, biological process: proteolysis. Gene Ontology annotation, molecular function: serine-type endopeptidase activity. The record is from RefSeq and is a predicted model, not a curated record.